AUGGCCGAACCGCUGCAACCACCGCCUGUUGAUAGAGAUGUCAUCGUUCGACUACCGACCCAGACCACCCCUAGCUAUGUUCAGACGGUAAUUGGCAAGAAGUCAUAUCUGUCCGAGGAUGUUGAUGAGUUUCGGGGCAUCCCAUACGGAGAAGUAUCUCAAAGAUGGACGCAUUCGAGACUACGCACCCAUCUUCCGCAGGACGAGUAUGAUGCGGCCAAGGACGGACCUGUAUCGCCAUUCGCCGGCAGGGGCAACAGCACCUCGUAUUUCCAGGCUUAUUUACCUAUUCCGGAAUUUGAAAAAUCGGAAUUCGAUUGUUUAAACCUCAUCAUCGUCCGACCUAGCAUUGCAGCGUUGUCUCGCAUAGGGAUACAAGGGCCAGCCAAGUUACCUGUUUUGGUAUGGAUUCAUGGUGGUGGAGGAUCUGAGUCGGGUAGUCACCCGCUGUAUGACCCUGUCCGUCUAGUAUCCCGAUCUCUGGAAAUUGGCUCCCCCAUUAUUGCAGUUCUGCCCAACUUUCGGCAUGGCGUAUUUGGGUUCCUCGGAUCGACCGAUAUUCUGACUACCCAGACCGAUGAUGAGAAUAAGGGUCUCAACUUUGGUCUUUACGAUCAGAAAGUCGCCUUGGCUUGGGUAGCCCGCAACAUUGCUCACUUUGGUGGUGAUCCGAAACAAGUCACGUUCGGCGGCAGUUCGUCAGGAUCGUUCGCGGUACACGUGCAUCUUCUUGAUAGCGACUCUCACGCUACAGAGCCACUUUUCAAGAGGACUAUCUUGCAAUCCGGUGCCCAGUUUACUCUGUCGCCGCUGCCUCUGGAGGACAUGAAAGCACCAUGGGACGAGCUGUGCCAGUACUGGGGUAUCCAAACCGAGAACAGCCAGCAAAAAGUGGAAUUUCUACGGAAAGUCUCGACGGAAGCCAUGAUUGAAUUUACCACCAAAAGCAAGAAGAUGAAGUUGGGGCCAAUUGCCGAUGACUUGACUAUGACAAUGCAAACUGCGACAUUUCCUGAUGUUGAUCAAGGACAAGACGUUAAAUCUGUUGGAUACGAUCCAGUCGAGGUUAUGUUAGGCGCAAGUGACGUCGAGGAAGCUGGCUUCGUCCAAAAUGAUGUUGAUCUGAAGAGGUUACAGACCAUCUUUGCCGAAAGUUACGGAACUCCUGCGAGGGGGGAUGAAAUACUGAACGCCUACGGUCUCGUCAAAGGAUCUGAGCAGAGCGUUUUACGAGCGAAUUACGAGCGGUUCCUCUCUGAUGCCAAAUUCGACUUACCCAUCUACAUGCUGCAAACCACACUCAGCAAGCAGCGUCGAGCCGACCUCGGUGAUGCCACUAGCAUACAGCCCUACAGUAUCCAAUUUGGAAACCCGUUUCCCGGACCAAAGAAAGGCGCCGCACAUCAUUGCGUGGAGCUAAUCUAUCUGUUUGAUCCGUUCCACAAUGCCCUUGUUGAUGCUGAUAACGGCAUUUUUAUGGCGUAUCCAGAAUCAUCUGAUGAACUCUCCGCAAGGCAGGAAACUGAUGCUACGGAUUCAACGGUGGAUGACCAAUCAGAAAGGCGUACGGUGAGUAAUCUUGAGCUUGUGGGCCGUGUUCAAGAUCACUAUAUCGGAUUCAUUACGGGAAAAUCCACUCAAAAAGCAGCUGAGGGUGAAAUGCUUGUCUGGGGUAGGGAUAGAACCCUGAGGGUGGAAAACCUAGAGGAAGAUCCAAUGUGGGUUAAGAGAAUCGGCCGUUUGAAGCUGCUUCAAGAAGAUAUUCCGGCUAUACGAAGAGUUCUAAACGCCCUUUAG
Colletotrichum truncatum is the source of this 1797-nucleotide messenger RNA. RefSeq names its product para-nitrobenzyl esterase. NCBI's taxonomy places the organism in Eukaryota, Fungi, Ascomycota, Sordariomycetes, Glomerellales, Glomerellaceae. The record is from RefSeq and is a predicted model, not a curated record. Gene Ontology annotation, molecular function: serine hydrolase activity.